CCGCCCAUUAAGGCACGCCGUCACCCUGAAACUCGGAAGGAUGCUAGUGGCCGCAGCCGCGGACAGAAACAAGGAGCCGAUCCUCCAAGUCCUGCGGCAGUAUGUCAACCCCGCAGCUCCUGUGGUGCGGGUACUGGAGGUGGCAUCGGGCACUGGGCAGCACGCAGCUCAUUUCGCCCAGGCCUUGCCCAACGCGCGUUGGAUUCCUUCUGAGGUGGACCAGCGCUGCCUGCGGAGUAUAACCGAACACAUCUCAAAGUCGUCCCUUACAAAUGUGGAGCAGCCCCGCACCCUGGAUGCCUCUCUGAGCUGGAAGACGUGGGGCGUGGAGCCGGAUUCACUGGACCUGGUUGUCUCCAUCAACAUGAUUCAUAUAUCUGAACCCGUCUGUACCCAGGGUCUGUUUCACGGGGCUGGCCAUGUCCUACGACCUGGAGGUGUUCUGCUCACCUAUGGGCCGUACUCUGUCAAUGGCAUCCUCACCCCGCAGAGCAAUAUUGCUUUCCACCAGAGUCUGAAAAACAGCAAUCCAGCCUGGGGAAUCUGGGAUACGUCUGAUCUGCAUGAGUUGGCAAAGACCUGCGGGAUGGCACUGGAGAGAAUGGUGGACAUGCCAGCAAAUAACAAGUGUUUGAUCUUCCGUAAGAUGUGACCCAGGGUCAUAUGGUCCUACGUGAAGAAAGCCAUUAUACACCGCUGUGACAAAUGCACCUUUGAUGAGGUUUCUAUAUAUAUAUAUAUAUAUACAUUUCUGUAUAAUUAUGUGCAGUGCAUGUAUUGUAAUAAAAGAAAAAAAAACAAUAA
Molecule: messenger RNA, 804 nt
Organism: Bufo bufo (common toad)
Lineage: Eukaryota; Metazoa; Chordata; Amphibia; Anura; Bufonidae
Gene: METTL26
Product: methyltransferase like 26
Exons: 6
Coding region: 41-652 (203 amino acids)
Source: RefSeq, a predicted model, not a curated record